This is a messenger RNA of Menidia menidia (Atlantic silverside), 5471 nucleotides long. NCBI's taxonomy places the organism in Eukaryota, Metazoa, Chordata, Actinopteri, Atheriniformes, Atherinopsidae. The record is from the annotation of a GenBank genome assembly.
AAACAUUUUACGGGCCUGUGCUGAAUCUUAAGUAGGGGCCUUCCGUUUACUGCGUAUGGAGCCACGCAGUUUAUUUUGAAAACUAACCGGAAGUAAACCAUAUUUCUUUUGGUUAUGAGAUGGUGGUGGGGGGAAAUAGCUGUAACUGCAUCGUUCUGGUACCGCUAACUUAAUGCCAGUUUGGGAAUUCGGAAGUCGAAACGUCUACGUGAGGGUUCUCGUAUACGACACAUCUUCUUUUCCCGAGCUGCUCUCCUUUUGUGCCUGUUGUUAGCAUGCGGAUGCUAGUUUCAACCGGCCUGGAGCAGUAGUAAGCUAGCUCUUAUCUCGCCUCACAGACACACAGGACAGAAACCAUAGUGGCUCGGGUUUGUUUUGAUUCUCCCCUCGGUGCGCUAUUAGCCAAGUGAGUGAUGUGGAAAGUAACGCCACAAGCGUUUGGCGUUCUUCUGUCGGUGUGCUUCUUUGGGAACUUUGUUCUGGGUUGGUUUCAGCGAAACAACGUGAGACCUCAAACGCAGCACAACGAACAUCCGAGAAGCUCCUCAGACAGCCAAGACCAAAGCUGCCUCUGCCAUCUCACAGGAGUCCUGGACGAUUGUUUUUGUGACGUCGAGAGCAUCGACCUCUUCAACAACUUCAAGAUAUACCCUCGCAUUCAGAAGCUGACCGAGAGGGACUACUUCAGAUACUACAGGGUGAACUUAAAACGGCCGUGUCCUUUCUGGCCCGAUGAUGGACACUGCUCCAUCAAAGACUGUCACGUGGAGCCCUGUCCAGAGAGUAAGGUCCCUGUGGGAAUCAAAUCUGGGAACUAUAACAAGUACUCCCAGGCAGCCAACACUGUCCCCGACAUGUCCGAGUGUCAGCAGGCCAAAGAGCUGGGCGCUAUCAACAACACCCUGAGUAACCAGAGCAAGGAGGCGUUUGCCGAUUGGGCGAGACAUGACGAUGCUCAGGACCACUUCUGUGAGCUAGAUGAUGAGACCGCUCCAGAUGCAGAGUACGUGGACCUGCUGCUGAAUCCCGAGCGAUACACCGGAUACAAAGGUCCAUCUGCCUGGAGAGUGUGGAACAGCAUCUAUGAGGAAAACUGUUUCAAGCCCAGGUCAGUCUACCGACCUCUGAACCCUCUGGCUCCCGGCAGAGGCGAUGACGAUGGAGAAGGUUUCUACAACUGGCUUGAAGGUUUGUGUUUGGAGAAAAGAGUUUUCUAUCGACUCAUCUCAGGCCUCCACAGCAGCAUCAACAUCCACCUGUGUGCCGAGUACCUGCUGGACGAGGGCUGGGGCCAGUCCGUGUGGGGGCCAAACGUCCAGGAGUUCCGUCAGCGCUUCGACACGAUAGAGACGAAGGGGGAGGGGACGCGGCGGCUGAAGAACCUCUACUUCCUGUACCUGAUAGAGCUGCGGGCGCUCUACAAGGUGGCGCCGUACUUUGAACGAGCCUUCGUCAACCUGUACACCGGAAACUCUCAGGAGGACGGGGGCACCAAGGAACUGCUGCUGCAGGUCUUCAAUGAGAUCAAAUCUUUCCCAAUGCAUUUUGAUGAAAAGUCCAUGUUUGCUGGAGACAAAAUAGAGGCGAAAACGUUAAAGGAGGAAUUCCGCCUCCAUUUUAAAAACAUCUCCAGGAUCAUGGACUGUGUCGGCUGCAGUAAAUGUCGACUGUGGGGAAAGCUACAGACCCAGGGAUUGGGCACAGCUCUGAAGAUCCUCUUUUCCGAGAGGGAGAUUCAAAAUCUGCCCGAACACAGCCCAUCCAAAGGCUUCCAGCUCACCCGACAGGAAAUCGUGGCCUUGAUAAACGGCUUUAGCAGGCUGUCCACCAGUAUACAUCAGCUCCAUAACUUCCGUCUGAUGCUGAAGGAGAAGAGGUAACAGCGGAAGAGAAGAGAGCACCCGUCCUAUAGGCAGCACGGCCCCCAGAGAACUGCAGCAGACCACUUCCUGCUCAGAAGACGCCGCCUUGCAUGGACAUCAGGCUCAGCCGCCAACCCGACGGAAUCCUUUUCUCCCCGUUUUCGAUCUCAUGAAUCUGUAGUCUUUCCCUUCCGCAGCGCCCCCUCCUGACGGAGCGCGGAUGUUCGGUCCUCUGCCUCCUGCUGCCUUCAUCAGAAAGUCCUCUCAGGUUCCGGAAACAACCUGAAGGUUUUUUUUUUUCUCUCCGCUGUUAAACUUCGCCAACUAGGAAACCUUUUUCCAAUAUUUUGUUCUCUUUUAACAAGUUAACCUCCCCAAAAAAGCAAUGAAGGAAUUCACAUUCAGACUCAGAGCCGACUAGAAACGACGAGCUGGACCUCUGGUGCUGGACACAGAUCUAACUGUUGGACAGGCCUUCACACAGAGGGCUGGCUUCUCUUUUCUGUGGCACUUUGCUUCAGGCUCGGUGGUUCAUUGGAGGCGUAAAAAAAGCUUUCCCUCAGAAACUCCAACACUUGAGAUUCAAGCUGAGAGGAGUCGGUCAUUCAAUCUUUCAGCUUAAUUUAAUCACUUGACUUUUCGUAGUUCCACAUAAAAUAUGGAGGUGGUUUGAUGUGAAAAUCUUCUCACGUGCUUACAAUGAACCAUCUGCACACGCAUCUUAAAAGGGACACAAGCGAGCUCAUUUCUUAGUCUGCUUUGAAGAGGAAAACCCCGUAUUUAGCUCCACUGAUGCUCUCUGCUGCCGCUUAGCUUAGCCGCUGUGUUUUUGGACAGCGUGGUUCAGGGGCCCUCUGAUAAAGCCAGUGUGUUCAUUGAUCAGAUCUAGUCCACACAUUUUCCUGCCCCCUCCUCAAAAUGUGAGCAAAUGAGGAUAAUCUUUUAGAAACGCCUGUGGGCUGCUGACGAACGCGAGCUCCUUUCUUUGUUGGCUUCUGUAAACAGCGUGGGUUAGAUUAGGCUGUUAGUGGCUGGUUGAAGCCUGGGCUGUUACGCCGAGGGGGGGCUUGGUGUUUUUUGUCUAACAUGCUUCUGUACAUAAUAGCGGCAUCUAUGAGAUUUUCUUUUUUUUUCCGGAGGCUUAAUAUUGCAAUUUUAAGAAGAAGUGAUUUCUUUUGCUGACAUCUGAGGUUUAUAUGAUUGAGAUCUUGUCUCAAAAUAUCUGAUUGGUGUUCAUCACAUCAAAGUGACCAGAGGUGAAGAGCAGGGCAGCAGAAAGAAGGUGUCGGCUAACUGUUUGUCAUCAGACAGAGGCUGUAGGUGUCGUUCUGAGGGCCUGGUUCUGGACACGGCUUUGACCGGUAGGUGAUGGGCUGCAUCACACUCCACUUUCUGGAUAUUCCGAAUAUUGAAUGUCUGGUUUUGGUCUGAUCUUUCGAAGAUUAGAACGUUUGUUUGUUUUUGCUAUGCUAAAUCAAGAUAUAAUGAAAUAUAUAUACGACUAGCAACCGUUUAAGGACAGAAAAUGUAAAAAAACAAAAAAAAAUAGUUAAAGACACCACUGGAUAAACUGCCUUCAGGAAACAAUAACUGGACUGACGUACAUUGAUGAGCUAUUGUUCAUGUUUGUCAUAGGAACUAAACACAGGGCGUGUGUUUAGGCUUUAUGUGAAGAAUGAGAAUCGCAGCUAUAAAACAAUAGACUCCCAACUUGAUCCUGUGCCGGGGAACCGUAAACGUGACAGAAGUAGCAGAUUUUUUUUACUGUUCUCUGAUAGGACAGAAAACUCUUGUUUGUGAUCGGACGAGGUGAGUUGUGUUGGUCUACUGUAGAGCCACAUGUUUGUUGUGUUUUUUUCUUGAUCCGCGUUAACUUAAAGUUCACCAAGAAAGAUCCAAAGAGGAAACUGUUUUUUGGUCUAAGGAAAGCUGCAGCAUUUCAUCCGAUGCUGUAACGGUUUCCUUCAGAGGGAGAAGUGAACCUGAAGAGCGAUUGCUAGCUGCCAUGCUCAGAGCUGCCUAAUCUGAAUGGCACUUUACUUGAAAAGAGCCGAGUCUGAUAUUUAAGGCGAUGUUUAGGCAACGUCCGACAAGCAGAGCUGGGCGGUGGACGUGGCCAAAAAGACAGAAUAACUGUCCAGGCCGGCAAACGCUCAGCCUUUACACUCGUGAACCUUUUCCCAGUGGGACUAUGGCCACUAGCAGCUUGGCGUUUUUGUCUAGAUGUUUCAGCCUUUGUCGAAUAAGAAGAAAGCGGCUUAAAAGGCCUGAAAAGCAGCUUUCGACCUGUUUUUUUCCCCCCCCAGAUGAGUUGUUUUGGUGUCUUCGGCUGUCAUUCCACUUAAUAGCAGUUUUUUUUUUUUUGUUGUAUUUUACCCAGCAGUGCAACUGCAAAGUGGGCCAAAGAAUUUUACGUUGCCUUUAUUAUACUGUUGUGAUGUGUUUUCUGCUUGUUUUAUCGAGACGCCUCAGCCGUGCAAUACCUUAGAGAUAAAGUUACCAUAGGCUGUUACACAUGUAAGUUGUUUUUGUCUCAGCAGGCCUAGGAAUCGGUUAGUUUUUUACCUCUGUGGAAGAGAUGUUUAGAGAACAUAACGGCGUCUGAGGUGCAACUGCAGCAUCUGGAACUCAGUGUCAGGUCACAAUAGUUUUUCUCUGGCUGUUUGUUUAAAAAAAAGUUAAGUACUUUUAAGGACAGGUAAAUAAAUAUGGCUUCCAGCAGCAGCUUCAGUCAAGAACAUGUUCUGAGUCCCGCCUUUCUCCUCAAUUCCUCCACCGACUAUGGCUUCCGUCAAACCCAGAGACAGUCCACCCACAGGGGCAAAUAGUCAAAACGUCCGAAUGUGACCUUUCAAACGUGCGUCCAUGCACGUCCGUGCGCCGGCCACACAGGAAGUGGACUCCACGUUUCUGAGGCACGUUAACGGGUGAAACGCAGACUUGUGCAAGCCGUCAUCUAAAGUGUGUGUGUGUGUGUGUGUGUGUGCGGUGCGCUCUGGACGGAAGCCUGGGUGUCACUGCCAUUCCCCGUUAAAUGAUUCAAAUCUUUUUUUCUGUUUCAGUGGCUUUUAGAUUAUUUUUUUUUCUUUCAUUUUUGUCUUCAACUUCAUUUCUUUAAAUUUUUUGGGGAUUCUUUUUAUGGCUUGAAAACUUUUGAAAACUACUGUAGAAAAAUUGUAGAAUGAUUCCAACGCAGAGCAUAAUUUGUAGAUUUCCGAAACCUUCGACAAAACAUUUGUACCUUGUCCACUUUGCAUUUGUAACGAUGGCAGUAGAGAUUUAUUUUUAUCUGUCACUUUCCGCAGUGAGGAAUAUCUGUUUAUGUUGCACAUCAAUCCUGAUUUAGAGUGAAAAAAGCAGAUUUUUAGCUGCACACGGUGUGUGUGUGUUUGCUUGUGUGCGAGCCGUGUACGGCCUCCUUAAAAUGAAAUCGAUAAAGGACGCUUCAGAUCUUCACACUCUCCAAAUCUGCACAGUUCGUAGAAGACUGCACGUGUUGAGUUUCCUCUGUUCUGCUCCAUGAUCUCUGUGAAUACCUGUAUACAGACGUAGUUGCACCAUGUUUACUUGUGCACCUGCUGAGUAUAUUUAUUGAAAAAGAUGAAUAAA